This is a messenger RNA of Xyrauchen texanus (razorback sucker), 1040 nucleotides long. It is a transcript of the gene pqbp1, whose product is annotated as polyglutamine binding protein 1. Gene Ontology annotation, cellular component: nuclear body; cytoplasm. The transcript is spliced from 7 exons. The record is from RefSeq and is a predicted model, not a curated record. Lineage: Eukaryota; Metazoa; Chordata; Actinopteri; Cypriniformes; Catostomidae. Gene Ontology annotation, molecular function: ribonucleoprotein complex binding; protein binding. Gene Ontology annotation, biological process: alternative mRNA splicing, via spliceosome. The coding region runs from base 93 to 830 and encodes 245 amino acids.
CUCGCUACGUCAAUACUCCGCGACCGGGAUGAUUGUUUGACUCCUUUCAAUGAAACUUUAACCUGAUAACGACAUUUUUGGACAUCGUAAAGAUGCCUUUACCCCCAGCUCUACUUGCACGUCUCGCUAAAAGAGGGAUCGUGAAACAGUCCGACCACGAAGCCGAAGAGGAGAUCAUCGCUGAAGACUAUGAUGAUAACAACGUAGAUUAUGAGGCUACACGGAUCGAGAAUUUACCAACCAAUUGGUACAAAGUGUUUGACUCUAUUUGUGGUCUUCCGUACUACUGGAAUAUAGAAACAGACAUGGUGAGCUGGCUGUCCCCCAAUGACCCUGCUGCUGUCAUCACCAAGGCAGCUAAGAAACAGAAAGGUGAGACUGUACAUGACAAAGGGGACAACCACCAUGAGAAACCAGAGAGAGAGAGGGAAAGAGACAGAGAGAGAGACAGAGAACGCAUUUGGGAUAAAGACCGGGACAGAGAUGGGGAGGAUGGGCGGGACAGAGACAGAGAGCGGGACAGAGACAGGGAUCGGGAUAGACGAAUGCGGAGAGAGGACAGUGGACCAUACAACAAAUCCAAGAGAGGAGGAGGUCGGAAACCGCAGCAGGAGGAAAUGGAUCCUAUGGAUCCCAGUGCUUAUUCAGAUGCUCCAAGGGGCUCAUGGUCCACUGGUCUCCCCAAACGUAACGAGGCAAAGACCGGAGCAGACACCACAGCAGCAGGUCCCCUGUUCCAGCAAAGGCCAUACCCCAGCCCUGGAGCUGUCCUCAGGGCAAAUGCUGAGAAUAUAAGACGCCUGGAGGAAGACGAUGAUGAGGAUGACUGAGCAGGAAUAGUGUCUAUAAAGCCUUUCUAAAAGUUUAAUAACAUGUACAUUUGAAAACUAAUAAAAGGCUUUUUCCAUCCGUUUUCGUACUCAUGGGCCAUAGCUUCAUUUGUAAAUAUACUAUGUGUUAUACAUUUGAAAAACGAUUGUGAACUUGUCAUGCAUAAUAAACGUUUUAAUAUUAAAACAGUUUUUUGUGUGUGUUUAAGG